Drosophila albomicans is the source of this 826-nucleotide messenger RNA. Its product is annotated as tetranectin-like protein. Gene Ontology annotation, molecular function: signaling receptor activity. The transcript is spliced from 2 exons. The record is from RefSeq and is a predicted model, not a curated record. Lineage: Eukaryota; Metazoa; Arthropoda; Insecta; Diptera; Drosophilidae. The coding region runs from base 54 to 791 and encodes 245 amino acids.
CCAGAAGAGCUUCAGUUCAAAAAACAUCACUGUUUAAUAUUGUGUGAAUCAACAUGAAUAUAAUAAUAUUUGGACUCCUUCUCUCAGUCAUCGUUGUUUAUGGCAGUGAGGAAAGCUGUCAGGAAUCGAGACAACUUGAGUCAACCUGUGUAACAUAUUGCCAUAAAGCUCUGAAGCCUGUAUUAGAACAUACGAAGGCGUUAGAGAGACAAUUGACUGAUUGUAAACCUGAAGAGAAAUGCUUGUCGGAGAACAAAUUCGAUUCACAGGAUAAUACGAUCCAACAGAAAUUGAGAGACUUGAGCACUGCAAGUGAACAAAUUAUGCAGCAAAUCAAAUUGCAGGGUAAACAAGUCGAGCAACAAAUGGAGGUAGUCAAAAAGAUUAUACCUGGACCGCCUUAUCAGCAGAUUGGUUCAAAAUAUUAUUAUAUUGAAGAAUCUGAAGAAGUCAAUUGGUUUGAGGCAGUUAACAAAUGUCUGGCAAUGGAUGGACAUUUAGUUAGUUUCGAAAAUCAGGAUGAGUUCAAUGCAAUCAAGAAAAAAUUGCAAGCUGAUAAAGAUUAUUGGAUUGACAUUAACGAUUUAGCUAACGAGGGAGAAUUUAUUUCAGUAGCAACUGGCAAAAAGCCGACGUAUGUGAAUUGGCAUUAUGGUGAACCAAACAACGGUUGGAAUUUUACAGAACAUUGCGGUGAUUUAUGGUUCUGUAAUGGAAAUCACCUAAUGAAUGAUGCUAUAUGUCAAGACAAGCAGUUGUUUAUUUGCGAGCAUAGAACAAAAUUGACAUGAACAAUUAUGAAUUUUUAAUAAAAUAUCAGUUUAAA